ACUAGUAUGAGAAGGAGCUCGCUGUCUCUUGGUUUCACUCUCGGUGCGCCGCAAGCGAGACAGACGGACACUUUAGCUUUCAAUAUUGAACAAAGAAAUCUUUCACAAGAAAUAAACAUUAAUCGAACGGAAUCUAGACGUCCUCGAAUUCUUGGAGGACGAGAGCAUAUAUUAGAAUUACUACGAAAUAUGAGUGCUAAGAAAACAGCUGACGAGGGAAAUUAUAAUCAAGCACUACAAGUAUCUUAUGAUCAAAAUUCAGCCUUAAUGGAUCGGGACAAAAUAUUUGAUGGAAAUACAAAGAUGUUCCUAAUGAAACAAAUUCAGCCAAGUGAUCGUAACAGGACUAAUAAUAUUAAUCGCCACAUAAUCGAAUUAAGCGACAACGAUUCCAAGAUGGUACUACGGCGGCAGUUUGGAGAAAUGGCAGGACGCGGGAAUUCAAACACACAAAGCAACGCAUUGGAUUAUGAAAAUAUGGAAAUUUUACGAAAGCUACCACCGGACACAAUCGUGAUACGGCAAAAAAUGAAAUCGGACAUAGAGGAUAGCGAUUACAAGGAAUUAAUAGAAAUGAAUAGUAAUGAUAGCAGCUCGAUUUCUGGCUGUGCUGAUGUUAAAAAAGGAAUUUCACGAGCUGUUAGAAACAAAACUCUGAAAACGAUAGAAGUGAGACGAAAUCCUAUGCGAAUGUCGAAGAGAAAUAUUGAUAAGGAUUUUUCUCGACCCAAACAACUAUUGGCCAACAACAAGAAAGAGUUUUAUUCGGAUUAUGAAUUUGAGAAACGUAUAAAAUCCGCAAUGCCAUAUAUGAACACUAGAUCUAUUACUCGAAAGAUGUAUACUGUGGGUGCUACUUAUCAAGCACCUACCAAAAAAGACGAGACAGAGUGGAAAGAAUGGCCCGUACAUGGAAUGCAUGAAAGACCAGUCUAUCAUCCUCAAGCUGGUUUAGCAGUGGAAUAUUUAGGAAAAUACUUCACCAGCCUCGAUGGAUUAUCUUAUUGCGAGAUUAUUAAUAAACCUGAUAUUGAAGUUAUCUCUGUCGAUCCACAUUGCAAUAAACAAGUCUCUUCAACGGAAAAAGAAAAGAAGGGAAAGCUAAGAAUGAAAAAUAAACGUUCAUCGAAUAUCAAAAAUGCAUGGAAUACCUAUCUCUCCAUGGAUAAAAAAUCCUUUGAAACAUGUAUGCAUGAAAGCCUUCAUUGCGUGUUUGGUUAUUGUGCGCAAAUUAUGACACCAGUUUAUAAACAAGCAGUAGAAAAAAAAGUGACACAGCUGACAAUUUCUGCAACGAAGACAAGGUCUUUAGAAUUGAUGAAAAAGACAACAAAUGUCAAAAGUAAUCUAACACUUUCUCCUAAAAAUGUUGCUAAUCUUGCAGAAGAAACAAAGUUACUAGAAGCUUAUGCUAUCGCUAUGGCGCAAAGCAUUCAAAAUGAAAGUACCACUAAUAGCAAAAAUGAUCAAAAAGUCACCUCGACUUUUCCGUCACCUUCAGCAUUGUAUAUACCAAAAACACAGAAAUCGACUGUGGAACUCAACAGCUCGAAAACUAUGUCACAAAAUAGAGAGAUGGUCAAGAUGAAUUUGAAACAGAUUAUUCGAGGCGCUCCAAACAGUUCUCUAAUUUUGUUGAGAAAUUCGGCUGCGAAAUCUAUGAGCGACGAAGUUUGCACAAAAAAUAUAUUUAACUCCGCAAAGUUGGAAGAUGCUUCUAACAAUGAGACGCUGUUGGGAAUGUCAAUCUAUAGAAAGUUGUUUGCGAAAGAAUCAGUUUCGAAGUGCAAAGAAUCGUCAAUGAGUAAUUUGCAUACUUUGAAGAGAUAUGCUACGAAUACACAAGAAUAUAUGACAAAAAAAACCUAUCUUGAGACCCCGUUGGAUAAAAAAACUGUUCAAAAUCUUGUAUGGUGCACCAAUGAAACUUCGGAAAUAGCUAAAAUCUUAUCAAAUUACAACAAAAACAUGUUGAGGAAGUCCAUGAUACAGAAUCAAAUUUAUAGUUCAAGAGAUAUGAAAACGAGUUUAACAAAACUGAACAUCAAAAAUUUGCCGAAAAACUUCACGCAGAAGAAUACAACAAUUGAAAAAAAUCAACAGUUUAUAUCCAACAGUCCCUAUCCAAAUACAAGUUUUGGUUUCUCACAAAGAAAAUGGAAAAAGCUUCAUCUAAUGUUAGAGAAUACCAAAGAUAGUCAGAUUGUCAGUAGCAAUCAAAAUGCUUGGAAGUGUUCUUCAACAAUAUUAGAAAAUCACAAAGUAAUUUCUUCGAAAAAUGAACAAGUGAGUUUAAACACACUAAACUACAUAAAAAAGAAGCUUAGUGAUUCUCAUAAGGAUAAACAUGAAAUUAUCGAUUUAAACCCGAAAGAAAAGAAAUCUGAAUAUUCUAGAGAUGAAACAGAGACUUCAAAAAUGGGAUCAUUGCGAGAACUCCUAGAGAACACUGCAAUCUUAUAUUGUACCGCCAAUGGAGUUCAUCAGGAUGAUUUAUCAAAUUAUAUUGAUACUCUUGACAACAAGCAAAACAUUCAAUGGUUAAAGACUUGCAAUAAUUCUGUUACAUUCAAUAAGAAAUUGAAUAUGAAAUAG
Messenger RNA from Atta colombica, 2595 nucleotides. RefSeq lists its product as uncharacterized. The transcript has 6 exons. Bases 7 to 2595 code for a protein of 862 amino acids. Lineage: Eukaryota; Metazoa; Arthropoda; Insecta; Hymenoptera; Formicidae. The record is from RefSeq and is a predicted model, not a curated record.